AUGAACAUUGCUGAUGCGGCCACGAAGUGGAAAGAUGGACCAAGUUUCGACCCGAAUGGGCCGUGGUACAAUGCACCGGAGUUCGUAUUCAACGCGCGGGAUCGGUGGCCGUCAGAACCCAAGCCGAACAGGGUGGAUGUAGAAGCUGAACUACGUACCGUAUUUCUUUAUCAUGGUAUGAUGCCGCAACCACUGAUGGAUGUUUCUAGAUUCUCAAACUGGAAUCGUUUACUGAGAGCGACGGCCUACGUGUUACGAGCCGUGUGCAAGUUCAAGGGUGGAAAGGGAUCGCAGUCCAGUAUUCUAGUGCAGAAGGAGUUAUGCGAGGCUGAAAACCUAAUUUGGCAACAGGUACAAGUUGAAACCUAUCCAGACGAGUACGCGAUUCUGCGGCGUAACCUAGGGGAUUCGACAAGCUCACCACCCAUCCCGAAGUCCAGCUCACUGUACCGACUAUCAGUAUUCUUAGAUGAAACAGGCAUUAUUCGGAUGAACAGUAGGAUCUGCGAAGCACCUACCGUGGUGUAUGAUGCAAAGUUCCCAAUUAUAUUACCAAGGAAGCACUUCGCUGUUCAUCUUCUAGCGGAAAACUACCAUCGGAAAUUCCUCCACGGAAAUGGGGAGACAGUUUGCAACGAGAUGCGCCAACGGUUCUUUAUACCUGGGCUACGAGUGCUAAUUCGUCAGGUAUCGAAACAGUGUGUUACCUGUCGCGUUAAAAAUGCUGUUCCAGCACCACCUAUGAUGGCAUCCCUACCGGCCGCUCGCGUCACUGGAAUGAUUCAACCAUUUACGCACACUGGCGUAGACUAUUUCGGGCCAAUACAGGUCAAACAAGGUCGAAACCUGGUGAAAAGAUGGGUGGCGUUAUUCACUUGCCUCACGAUACGCGCUGUACAUUUAGAGGUAGUACAUAGUCUCUCUACCCAGUCGUGCGUAAUGGCCAUCAGACGAUUUGUGGCUCGCCGUGGUUCUCCAGAAACCUUCUACAGUGACAACGGAACUAACUUCGUGGGAGCGAGCAACAUUCUUGAGAAACAGAUGCAGGAGAUCCAGGAGAAUUGUGCGAUUACAUUUACCAACAGUAAGACGAGCUGGUGUUUCAAUCCGCCUUCGGCGCCUCACAUGGGCGGCGCUUGGGAGCGCAUGGUGCGCUCAGUAAAAACCGCUAUGUCUGUCAUCGCAGACCAUCCACAGCAUCCUAGUGACGAAGUUUUGGAAACAGUAGUUGCAGAAGCCGAGUCGAUUGUCAACUCUAGGCCAUUGACAUACAUUCCGCUUGAGUCGAUGGAAGAAGAGUCACUGACGCCAAACCACUUCCUGUUGUUCGGUACAAAGGGCGUUGCACAACCGGAAACAUCAACAAAGGUGGAAGGAAGUGCCUUGCGAGACAGCUGGCGUCUCGCACAAUGCUUGGUAAACCACUUCUGGGCCCGCUGGAUUCGAGAGUACCUACCAACUUUAACCAGGCGUACAAAGUGGUUUGAACCUACUAAACCGUUGAAAGCAGGAGACCUAGUCAUCGUUGUGGAGGAGAGUAAACGGAACGGUUGGUUAAGGGGUAAGAUCGUGGACGUUAUUAAGGCACCAGAUGGACAAGUUCGGCGAGCAGUUGUACAGACGAAGAAUGGAGUAAUCAAUAGACCUGCAGUAAAGCUAGCACUCCUGGAUCUUCAGACACCUGGAGACGGUCCGGAACUUCACGGGCAGGGGAAUGUUACGAAACCACAGGGCAGAUUCGUUCAACAGACAGAUGAGUUCAGUUCAGUACCACCCGGUGCUGUCAAUUCGAGCAAACAUAAAUGUCAGUUGCGCAAACGUCAGAACAUACCCUCGUGUGCUGGACUGUCAGAUGGAGCAUAG
Molecule: messenger RNA, 1863 nt
Organism: Topomyia yanbarensis
Lineage: Eukaryota; Metazoa; Arthropoda; Insecta; Diptera; Culicidae
Exons: 1
Coding region: 1-1863 (620 amino acids)
Biological process (GO): DNA integration
Molecular function (GO): nucleic acid binding
Source: RefSeq, a predicted model, not a curated record